UACGUCAGAUGGCGCAGUCAAUCAUUUUUAUUUACGUUUCACCGAUUUACUCUCUGCUCUAGUCGAUUUAAUUUACUCUUAGAGAUGAUCAAUUUUAUACAAGUGAUAUCUAAAUAAAGUUUUUUCUACAGAUGAUUGGUAAUACAAAAAAAUUAGUGUUUGCUUUUCUUUUUACGGUAAAAUCGAAGAUUCAUGACAUCGAAGAUAUAAUAGUUUAGAAUUGGUGACAUAACUGAUAUUCGAAAAUUUGCAUUUAUCUUUAUACAAUCUUUAUAAAAUGACAGAAUCAAAAUCUUACGUUUGUCAACUAUCUCAAAUUGAAAAAGAUUAUGCCGCGGCAAAUUUGAACGAAACGGAUGACAACAGAUCGCAGAAGAUUGAAGAAAUACGAGAAUGGAUUUUAAAACAUGACAAUCUACACGCUUGCACUGACGACUUUUUUAUUCUACGUUUUUUAAGAACUAGCAAAUUUAAUAUAGAAAAAACGAAGUACAAGCUAUGGAAUUAUUAUGAACAAAGAUGUAAUAUUCCUGAAUGGUAUGCAAAUAAGGAUCCUUUUCUGGCCGAAUUACAGGAUAUGUUUAAAUUAGGGGUAUUUUUGCCAAUGAGGAAAUUAGAUAAUGAAGGAAGAUUGGUAAUUCUAAUACGAGUCGCUACUCAUGAUCCUAGUAAACAAAAGUUAGCGGAUAUGCUGAAGGCUUCUCUGAUGAUAUUGGAUCUCGCAAUAAGAGAAAAUGAAUCUGUUUCGUUGCAUGGUGUAAUAGCUAUUAUGGAUUUGGCAGGUAUUUCUCUUGGUCAUGCGCUUCAAUUUCCACCGAAUGUAAUUAAAAAAUUAGUACAUGCUUGGCAAGGUUGUUACCCUUUAAGGAUACAGGCAUUACAGUUUAUAAAUUCACCAACUUAUGUAAAUGUUAUAUUAAAUGUGUUCAAAAGUUUUAUGACAAACAAAUUGAAGCAAAGAAUACACGUGCACACACGCGGAACGAAAACAUUUCUCGAUAUGGUUCAACAUGAUAUAUUACCGAUCGAAUAUGGUGGUUCUGACGGAUCUAUAUACGAUUUGAAAGAUUACUGGAAAAAUAGAGUGGAAGAAAAUCGGAUGUGGUUCACUAUAGAUGAAUCUUAUAAACUUAAUGUUAAUAAUGUAUAAAUAUCUAAUCUAAGGGGAAGAGAGUAUUAAAGAAUUUUCCGUAUAAAUCUGUUAUUGUGAUUGUUAUGGAGAUAUUGUUAAAUAUAAUAGAGAAUUUUAAUACGAAUCGUACAGAAUAAGCUGAAAGUACCUGAUUGUAUUUUUAGUUUACUAAUGUGAAGAAAUAAUUAUUUUGAAAAGUUUAAGGAAAAAAACGAUUGAUCUGUAUAAUCACUUAAACAAAUUCUUAGCUUAAUUUUAUAACUUAUUUUGAUAUUAAUGUGUAUGUAGGUACGGUUUUUCUUUACGAAGUAAAAAACAUAUUUUGCAAGUAAAACAAAUAGAAAAAAAAAUUAUUGCAAUUCGCAAAUAUAAUAAUACCAUUAAUUCAAUAAGGUAUUGGAAUAGAGUAAUUUUCAUAAAUGUUACGAACGAUAUAAGUCGUGUGUAAGAAUGAUUGUUCAUCUCUUGGGAUAUAGAAGCGAAUCAUUGCUAAAUGAAGAAAUAAAACAUUGAUAAGAAGAAAAGAAAGAAAAAUGGACGCUCGAGAACAGUGAUUGUCAAUCCCUCCUGCGAGUUUUAUGCAGCUAGCUGCGUUGAUAUCGAAUUGCAUUAAUACCGUACUGCUUUUAAUACCGAUAUUCAUUUAUUAAAUUCUUUUGUAUACUUGUUUACUUAUGUUACCUGCAAUUGUAUUUAUACGUUAAUGUUUAUUCAUAUACAGUAAUAUUAUAUAUUUUUAUGUGGGCUUCGUAUAUUUAGCGGUUGCUUCUGUGCUUUUUAUUAAUAGUUGGCUUUUCCAUUUAUGAUCUCAUUGUCAGUAUUCUUCCGUCUUACAUAUCAAACUCUUGUAUUUUUUAUUCAAUAAACUCGUUUUCAUACUA
Polistes canadensis is the source of this 2013-nucleotide messenger RNA. RefSeq names its product alpha-tocopherol transfer protein-like. Gene Ontology annotation, molecular function: phosphatidylinositol bisphosphate binding. Bases 278 to 1150 code for a protein of 290 amino acids. The record is from RefSeq and is a predicted model, not a curated record. Gene Ontology annotation, cellular component: membrane. The transcript is spliced from 5 exons. Lineage: Eukaryota; Metazoa; Arthropoda; Insecta; Hymenoptera; Vespidae.